UCAAGCCUUGGCCGGCAAGUAACUCUUGAUUGACGGGACUCGUAUACAUGUUCGCAUAAUGCCGAUAAAUACUCCGUUGCGCGAGCCAUUUCAAUAAGCCAGCUGCGUAUAUACCGACCUGUCUACUUCGGCAAAGAUGAAUCGCGCUCCGCUUGUCGCCAGAAAAAUGCUUCAAUACCCCUUCGCGAGGGCCUAUUCAAGUGUUGUCCUCUCGUCUCUAGGAGUUGCAGCAGCGGUCGCAUCGGCCGCGACUUCGACCGUGGACGGCCCACACACGCGACCGGUAGUCAAGACCGCCAUCCCGGGCCCCAGAUCAAAGGCUCUUUUGGAGGAGAUGGGAAAGUCUUUAUCAACAAGCCAAGUUGCGUUCUUCACAGACUACGAACAAUCUUGUGGAAACUACAUGGUGGAUGCAGAUGGGAAUGUUUUGCUGGAUCUGCUGACUCAGAUUGGGUCUCUCCCGCUGGGAUACAACCACCCAGCAGUCAUGGCAGCUGUUUCAUCUUCCUCUGCCCUCACCCCACUGGUGACUCGUCCAUCGCUGGCAAUGUUCCCUCCCAGCUCCUGGCCUGAACUCGUUCAAUCAACUCUCCUACCACUCGCACCUCGAGGUCUCUCUGAAGUCACUCUCAUGAUGUGUGGGACGUGUGCCAAUGAGAACGCUUUCAAAGCUGCCUUCAUUAACUACAUGGAUGUCAAACGGGAGAAACCACUGACACCGGACUCAGAGGAAUACAGUUCAACCAUGCUCAAUCAGCCCCCUGGGUCUCCAAAACUAUCAAUCUUAUCGUUCAUGGGAGGUUUCCACGGCAGAGCACUGGGGACUCUGUCCUGUACCCAUUCCAAGCCAAUACACAAGCUGGAUAUACCGGCGUUUGAUUGGCCGGUGGCUCUGUUUCCACGGCUACAAUACCCGCUGGACCAGUUUGUGAGGGAGAACGAGAUGGAAGAGAAGAGGUGCCUCGCGGAGGUGGAGGAGAAGAUGGAAAAGGCAGCGAAGGCAGGUGAGCCUGUUGCAGCCAUCAUCAUAGAACCCAUCCAGGCUGAAGGAGGGGACAACCACGCUUCUCCAAAUUUCUUCAAGGGAGUGCAGAGCAUUGCCAAAAAGCACGGAGCGUCGUUUAUAGUGGACGAGGUGCAGACAGGGGGCGGAGCCACCGGAAUCACAUGGGCGCACGAGUCUUGGGGUCUGACAGAGCCGCCCGAUGUUGUGACUUUUGCAAAGAAAAUGAUAGUUGCUGGUUACUAUACCACUCUGGACAAGAGACCGAAAGAGGUCUCAUCACACUAUAUAAACAGUGUUAAUAGAGUGUCAGCAAUGCUGUGGUCUCUAGAGAUAUACUUCUCUAUCAGGGCUACAGGAUCUUCAACACGUGGAUGGGAGACCCGAUACGACUGGUGAUGUUGAAGGCAGUUGCAGCCGAGAUCAGAUCAAAAGAUCUCCUGUCUCAGUUCAGGGAGAGUGGAGAUGUCCUACUAUCUGGACUCAGGGAGCUGGAGGAGUGCUACCCCUUUCUGGUACACAGGGCCAGGGGCCAGGGUCCAUUCUGCGCCAUUGACUGCCACACCACCAAUCAGAGAGACACCGUCAUUUCAACGCUUCGCAGCAAAGGGUUUAAUCUGGGAGGGUGUGGGGAGGUGGGAAUAAGGUUCCGCCCUGCUCUAGUGUUUGAACCAUCCCAUGCCUCCCUUUUCCUAAACGCUUUUGAGGAUACUCUAGCAGAGCUCAGUCGCUGACGAUCCGUGAUCGCUUUCACUGAACACUCAUUGAUCUCUGAUCAAUUCAUGUGAUCCAUGAUCACACAUUCUCCGAUCAGUCAUGAUCCCCUGAUCACAUUUAUGAUCCUCACACAUUCUCCGAUCAGUCAUGAUCCCCUGAUCACAUUUAUGAUCCUCACACAUUCUCCGAUCAGUCAUGAUCCCUGAUCACAUUUAUGAUCCUCUCAAUCCAUGACCACAUUCUCUGUGCUUGUUGUGUUUAAAUCCAAGAUAAUAAUACUUGCUGAAACAUGCAUGUAUAAAACAAUAGAGAUGAGAUAAAAUGAAAUGGUAAUUCACAAGUGGAUCACUAUUUGGUGAGGAGUUCUUUGGUUGAGGAGUAGGAAGUGGAGGAUGCCUCGCUGCUGUGGGACACGCUCUCCUGGAGCGGGCUCGACUCCACCUCUCUCUCCUCCCUCCCCACCUCCUCCAGGACCACACUCACCACACUGGUAGCUCCGCCUUCUUUCACCACUCCCUUGUACCCCACCUGUGAAUACGUGUAUGGUACGUGUGUGUGUGUGUGUGCGUAAACCUCACAUGAAGACGGAGACUGUAUGGAUAUUGUGAGAGUUUGUAUUUUGAGCAACUGGUCACUACUUGCAAGGUAUGUAGUAGUGACACCACUUCUACCAAGGGUGUUACAGCAAAUAUCAGGAAGAAAUGUGUUGAUAAUGGAGCAGCAGCCCGAGGGGUUAUCA
This is a messenger RNA of Geodia barretti, 2459 nucleotides long. The record is from the annotation of a GenBank genome assembly. Lineage: Eukaryota; Metazoa; Porifera; Demospongiae; Tetractinellida; Geodiidae.